GCAGUAAAUAUCGGAACGCAGUCUAUCAUAGAGUCGGCAAAGUCGGAAUAGCGACGUAAUGAUCAAUCGAUUUUCUGUUUUUCCCAGUUUUUUCAAAAAUCGUUGUGACAGAUGAUUGGCGACCGCUCUUUUUCAUCUACUCAUCUAUUAUUGUGUAAUUCAGAAAUCAGACAGUAUCAUCAAAUGCUUCAAUAAUAGUAUAUUGUUUAGUGUUCGAUACAUUCGAUACCGGUUCAUUCUAUAAUAUGAAUGUGAACAUUGGCUAACAUUAAUGAUAAAGUGUUUUUUUACUGUAUGUAUAUUCAGAUAUACAUAGAUAUUUAAAUUCACAUACAGAUAAUGCGAUAAUUUCGUGUUUGUCAAACGCAAUUAUUUUUGUAUAAGAUUUUGUAUAAUUAGAAUAAUUGAUCAGUUAUCGUUUAUUACAUUGCGUCCUUCUAAUCAUGUGUGUCACAAAUAUUUCUUUGCGCUGAAAAGAGAUAAAUGCUUUAAAAUUGUUUAUUAUAAAAAUAUAUUCGAUAAUGCUCUUUUUAUUUAGUAUUAUAUAAAUAUGUAUGCGUGUUGUAAUAAAAAUAAAUAAUCAUGUCGUUUUAAAUUAAAAGAGAGAUUAUAUUUAAUAUCAUACUUUCUUAAAUUGAAGUGUAAUCCGAAUAUUUAACUUAAAUGUUUACAUUUAAAGCAGAGAUCACGCGUGCUCUUUUUUUGUUGCAUGAUCUUUAUGUUUUGUAAACAAUAUAUACAUAUUAUUACAUAGAGUACAACACAAGAAUUUAAGAGAGUGUAUGCUGAAAAUAUUUCUUUAUCAAGAUAAGAUCAUUGAGAUUUUGAAAAGAAUUGUAGGAAAUUCUUAUAAAAAUGCUAUUAACAAUUGCUUAUAUGAUAUAUACUACUAUGCAAACACGGCGAAUAUCAAGAUAUAAAAGAAAGAUAUGUGACCUUUUUGAGGAAUUCCAGAACUGUUCCAUUGUGUUUUAUCCAUUUGGCCCUAUUGUUAGUUCCUGUGCUUCUGCUGAAGAGUGGAUAAAACAUCCUCUGAGCUCUCACUUAUGUAGUAACAAGCAUCUUGUUAAAAUUUGUAUGGCAACAGCAUUCGAUUCUUUAAUGGGAAUAUAUGGUACAUACCCACAACAAGAAAUUAAUAUAUCAAACUGGUUGAAAUGUAAAGAAGGAACUUCAUUUUUUCCUUUGCAUAAAAGUGAGGGCUGUAAAAUUUCAAGGAAAUCUAAUGACAAUAUAUAUUUUCUGAUUGAAACUGAUCUUAAUACUUAUGACGUGAAAAGCUCAGAAUGUUGUAUACAAAUUGAAAAUUAUGGUCAAAUCAGGGCGUGGUCAGUAAAUCAAAAUUUAAAUUUGCUUCUAGAAACAGAUAUUGAUCAUAUUUCAAGCUUUGCAUCUAUAUUUAUGCAUGGGCGAUAUUAUAUUAACAAUUGUUUAUUUAUAAAACAUAUACAAUCUGUUGUAGUGAAAGGAAAACCUUGCACUUAUGAACAUUAUAUACAAUUUGCUGAUCCACCACGGAAUAGAGAAACUAUUAUUGCAUUUAGCAAUGCAGCUCAGGAAGCUGUGCGUCAGCAAAAAGCUAUGCCAGUUGAUAAAUUUCCUGAUGUAUUUGUACAUCCUCAAACAGAUCCAAAUAUUGAAGAAGCUAGAGACAUUGAUAUUCAACGAGAAAUCGACAAAAUAUUGUUGUUCUCAAUAACUCCUCCAGUUAAUACAGCUUAUAUGCAAAUCACAUCACCAAAGAAAGAAGAAUCUCCUAAAGUUAAUAGCGGAAAAGAGGAUAAUAUUGUAAUUAAACCUCCAAAUGUACUCAUUUAUGCAGAUACAUUUCAUGCAGGCGAAAAUGUAAAAGCUAUAUUAAGUAAAAUAUUAGAUCCAGAAAGGUAUAUCAUCUAUCACUUAACAAUAUUAGAUGCUCCUAAGAAGACUUGGAUAGACCAGGUUGGUUUGGUUGUUGUUUGUGGUAAUAUUUUAAUGAGGGGCAUUACUGAACGGUUUAUAGAAUACAUUACACGAGGUGGUAAAGUUCUAGCAUUAUGCUCCAACAUGCUACGCAUUUUGCUGCCAUCAUUUAAGACUGCAGAAAUGCGUGAUAAUGAACUUGUUUAUUUUUCGUAUGGAAAAUGGAAGCAUGUACGUAUGAUGCAUGAUGUUUUUUGCUAUCAAGCAUCUCCCAAGCGUAAUCGUUUUUCUGAAGAUCACGAAGAUGCAAGGACACUUUUACGAAAAGUCCCACAGUUGACUAAAUUUAUAGAUGAUGAUGGAAAUUCACAUUCUUUUAAUGUAAAAAUAUUGGGUGAAGAGGAAACGUGGCAAACCCCAAGUAUAUUAGUUGCAACUUUAGCCAACAGUGGAGGUAAAAUAGUAUUCUCCCAAAUUCAUUUGGAGGCAGAUCCAGCGGAUUAUGAAAACAAAAAGGAUGUAUUUGAAGCGCUCAAAGAAAGCAAUACUGCACGUUUGGAAAUAUUGAGCGAUUUGUUGAGUACGCACUUAGAAAUAGAAAUAAAUCGUAAUUUUAAAAAACCCAUAGUAUAUACUCCAGCUUAUCUUCUAAGUCAAACUGACAAUCUGAAGACAGAGCUACUUAAAAAUCUGGAGAACCUCCGAACAGAGGAUAAUAAAAUACACAUGCAAAAUUUAAAGAUACAGUUUUAUAAAAGUGAAGAAAUACCAGAAACUGCAUCAAAGGAUUUCUUGCCUAUUAUAAUGAAUAAUAAAGUUCAUCCAAUUAAUUUCUCGCCUGUGCAUUAUUAUGAAAUGCUUCAGACAAAAAAACUAGGUCAAUUAGUAAUAUACUCAGAUAUCUUAACAUCCUCUAUGGAUGUAAUAGAAGGUCAUAUCGCACAUGGAUUGGCAGUUAUUCCCCGACAACAAACACAAGGACUAGGGCGACAAGGUAACAUAUGGCUUAGUCCGGUUGGUUGUGCCAUGUUCACUUUACAAGUUCACAUUCCUAUAAACUCGAUUCUCGGUAGACAAAUAGCGAUUCUACAACAUAUUGUCGCUGUAGCAAUAGUAUCGGCUGUAAGAUCUAUUCCAGAAUAUGAGAACAUUAAUCUUAGAAUAAAAUGGCCUAACGACAUAUAUAUUGGUAAAUCGACUAAGAUUGGUGGAUUGAUAGUGUAUACACGUAUGGAUGGAUCAAAUUAUGUUUGCAAUAUUGGAGCUGGUAUAAAUCUCUUUAAUAGCAAGCCUACAACAUGUAUUAAUGAUGUGAUUUCACUAUAUAAUAAAAAAUAUAAGACAAAUUUGGAAAAGUUCACUUAUGAAAAAUACUUGGCGCUUGUAUUUAAUCAAUUGGAAAUUCUGUUAGAUAAUGUAGAAAGUAAUAACAUACAACUUUUCUAUGAUCUUUAUUACAAAUAUUGGUUGCAUAAAAAUGCAACUGUUACUGUACUAGAGCCAAAUGGAAAUUAUCAAAAAGCUACAAUAAUAGAUAUCGAUGAUUUUGGAUUUUUGAGAGUUGAUGUAUGCAUAGGUGGAAUUAAUGUAAAUAUGACUGUACAACCAGAUAGAAACAGUUUUGAUCUUCUCAAGGGGCUAAUAAUACCGAUAUAAAAAAUAUUCGUUAUCUAUAUAUUUGUUAUAUAUAUAUUUUUAUACACAUCAAAGUAU
This is a messenger RNA of Cataglyphis hispanica, 3615 nucleotides long. RefSeq names its product biotin--protein ligase (gene Hcs). The transcript has 16 exons. NCBI's taxonomy places the organism in Eukaryota, Metazoa, Arthropoda, Insecta, Hymenoptera, Formicidae. The record is from RefSeq and is a predicted model, not a curated record. The coding region runs from base 856 to 3558 and encodes 900 amino acids. Gene Ontology annotation, cellular component: cytoplasm. Gene Ontology annotation, molecular function: biotin--[biotin carboxyl-carrier protein] ligase activity. Gene Ontology annotation, biological process: protein modification process.